Messenger RNA from Colletotrichum aenigma, 1584 nucleotides. RefSeq lists its product as uncharacterized. Gene Ontology annotation, molecular function: protein binding. The coding region runs from base 1 to 1584 and encodes 527 amino acids. The record is from RefSeq and is a predicted model, not a curated record. The transcript has 6 exons. NCBI's taxonomy places the organism in Eukaryota, Fungi, Ascomycota, Sordariomycetes, Glomerellales, Glomerellaceae.
AUGCUGCAUCUCAACCUGCUGCCGGCGGAGAUCCUCCACCACAUCUUUGCGGGCCUCGAGCCGCGCGACCUCGGCCGCCUGCCCCGCACAUGCCGCUUCUUACACACUUUUGUGAAGGGAAACCAGAAACUCUGCAAGGACGUUUAUCUGAGUGCGCUGGACACCCCGGCGGACGCGGAACUGGACUGGGAGAAGGAGGUUCACGACUACGUGAGGCUCAGUCUGCUCUGCACCAGUAGUAAUGUUGAUGAGAAGACUGACGAACUACCGUUCGUCUACGAUACCGUCAAUAGACUCCUCAAGAACGCCUCAUCCACGGGCGAAGCACAAAACGAAGCUGGGACUCACGCAGCGUCACGAAACGCAGCAUUUCUGGCGCGCGCCUUCCGCGAGGAGCCGGCGCGUCUAGCAUUCCUCUGCCGCUCCUUCAUCUUUGAGCGCGCGCGCAGCGAAGUACGGCCUAUCCGCAUCCCGGAGAAGCCCAAGGAGGCGCACCAGCAGAGCGCGAAGUUGCACUGCCUGUAUGGCCGCCCGAUCCUCAACUGUGGGCGCACGCGAUCGUCGCGGGUGUAUCCGUACGCGUGUUCCAAGGUGUACGACUUGCGGCAGUACACCCCGCGGACGAAAUGGGGACCGUUCAUGGACGACGACACGGACCGUGUGGACUGGGAGAAGGUUGAGGCGAUUCUGAUUGUGCUUGGGAGCAACAUACGCUCGCAGAACCUGACGGCCAAGGUGUUUAGUAAUCUGUGGGAACGUCCGUUUGUUGGGUCGUGGGCUGGGAGCUACGUGCCUGCUCCGAAUCGGGGGAUCCAGGACUUGGAUUUGAAGGACCCGUACGGUGUUGCCGGGACAUGGAUAAGGGUGGUGUGCUUCAUCGACUACAACGACUUUUUCGGCUACAACUUUCCCCUCGACGACCAAAUGCCGCGGGAGGUUCCCCGGCCAGCCCUGGACGUGGGCGAAGCCACCCGCCUCAUCGUCAUGAAGAUUCACGUCACGGACGUACAGCCGCCGGGCGAGCAGGACGGCAAAGACCUACCCGUCGUGCACUUUGAGGGCAUCUCACGGUCGAUUGACGACUCGUGGGACGAGAACGCCAACUCUGACCUCCGAGCAGUAAAAGGCACCGUCCGCCUGACGAAAGAGGGCGAGGUCCGCUGGACCACGUUCUCCAUCUUUAGCGGCCACGCCCGAUGGCGAAGUGAGGGUAUUCAGAUCGGCGGCGUCGGCUCCGCGAGGGGCGUCGUAGGGCAUUGGUUCGACACAGACUACGAUCCUCACGGCCCCUGCGGGCCCAGCGCGUACUUCAAAGUGUCUGACCGGGCGCCGAACCCCAAGGGGGACGAUCAGCAGAUCAGCUUUCACGACUUUUUGCCAAUCAUGGACUUUGAGGCGGACCUGGGCAGCGACGAAGACGACGAGGACUUUGUCGUGGGCGAGUGGGGUGAGGACGAGGAAGACGAGGAGAUGGAUGUCGAGAACGACAGGGAGGCCCUGGCGCAGGACCUGGCGGCGCUGGCCUCGGCGGACGCCGAGAUCAUCGACAUGUUGCUGAACGGGCAUCACGUCAUUGGCGAAUGA